Messenger RNA from Vanessa atalanta (red admiral), 2047 nucleotides. It is a transcript of the gene verm, whose product is annotated as chitin deacetylase 1. The transcript has 5 exons. Gene Ontology annotation, cellular component: extracellular region. Lineage: Eukaryota; Metazoa; Arthropoda; Insecta; Lepidoptera; Nymphalidae. Gene Ontology annotation, biological process: carbohydrate metabolic process. Bases 105 to 1733 code for a protein of 542 amino acids. Gene Ontology annotation, molecular function: chitin binding; protein binding. The record is from RefSeq and is a predicted model, not a curated record.
UGAACUCGAACAGCCUGGUUAUAUAAAUAGGUGAAGAGGGGCAGCAAGCACCUCUUGCACUUUCUUGUAGAGCGCGACGCACCGGCCAGUCUUCGCCGAGCGCCAUGGCUCGACACGCGUACCUGUGUUUGGGGGUAUUACUGCUCGCCUAUUCUGUAAUCAACGCGACAAGAGUAAAACGCCAGGAAGACGAUGGCGGAGAUGAGGUGAAUCCGGAACAGCUUUGCGAUGGCCGUCCCGCUGAUGAAUACUUCCGACUGACCACAGAAGGCGAUUGCCGUGAUGUCGUGAGGUGUGACAAAGGAGGUGAAAAUGGAGUGACCAGGCUCGCUUCAGUGCGUUGUCCCGGCGGACUGGCGUUUGAUAUCGACCGUCAAACAUGUGACUGGAAAACCCAUGUUAAGAAUUGCGAUAAAAUAGAAAAACCAAGAAAAAUUUUACCAAUCCUGAAGACCGAUGAACCUAUCUGUCCUGAAGGAAAACUGGCAUGUGGUAGUGGUGACUGCAUCGAAAAAGAGUUAUUCUGUAAUGGAAAACCUGAUUGCAAGGAUGAGUCGGAUGAAAAUGCUUGCACUGUCGAUGUAGACCCUAACAGAGCUCCAGAUUGUGACACAAACCAAUGCAGACUACCUGACUGUUUCUGUUCUGCUGACGGUACUCGUAUUCCUGGCGGAAUUGAGCCCAACCAAGUGCCCCAGAUGAUUACUAUUACUUUUAACGGUGCCGUUAACGUUGAUAACAUGGAUUUAUAUGAUCAGAUAUUCAAUGGCAAUCGUCACAAUCCUAAUGGUUGUCAAAUUCGUGGAACAUUCUUCGUUUCACACAAAUAUUCAAACUACGCAGGAAUUCAAGAAUUGCAUCGCAAAGGACAUGAAAUUUCAGUUUUCUCAAUAACUCACAAAGAUGAUCCACAAUACUGGACCAGUGGCAGCUACGAUGACUGGUUAGCUGAAAUGGCGGGUGCACGUCUUAUUAUUGAACGUUACGCAAAUAUUACUGAUGCUUCUAUCAUUGGUGUCCGAGCACCAUAUCUGCGUGUCGGAGGAAACAAACAAUUCGAAAUGAUGGCUGAUCAAUACUUCGUAUAUGACGCUUCUAUUACAGCUCCUUUAGGUCGUGUUCCUAUUUGGCCUUACACGCUAUACUUCCGUAUGCCACAUAAAUGUAACGGUAACGCUCAUAACUGCCCUUCAAGGAGUCAUCCAGUGUGGGAGAUGGUAAUGAAUGAACUGGACAGAAGAGAUGACCCAACCUUUGAUGAAUCGUUACCUGGUUGUCACGUAGUUGACUCUUGUUCCAACAUUCAAACUGGUGACCAGUUCGCGCGUCUUUUACGUCACAACUUCAACCGUCACUACUCUACCAACCGUGCUCCUCUAGGUCUUCAUUUCCACGCCUCAUGGCUUAAAUCAAAGAAGGAAUUCAGAGACGAGCUUAUCAAAUUCAUUGAGGAGAUGCUAGAAAAGAACGAUGUUUAUUUCACUUCUCUUAUUCAAGUUAUACAAUGGAUGCAAAACCCAACCGAAUUAUCGCAACUUAGAGAUUUCGCAGAAUGGAAACAAGAAAAGUGUGACGUCAAAGGCCAGCCCUUCUGCUCUUUACCAAAUGCAUGUCCACUAACAACUCGUGAGCUACCAGGAGAGACGUUACGUCUAUUCACUUGUAUGGAAUGCCCUAACAAUUAUCCAUGGAUUUUAGAUCCUACGGGAGAGGGCUUCAACGUUAGGAAGUGAUCUCUUUAAGUAAAAUUUAAAAGACUGUACACAUGUAAAUAAUACUCAAUAAUAUUAAUAAAUACAAUUUAUUGUGACUGUGUCGCAGGAAGGCAGCUUAUGUAAUUGUUCAAAUAAUACAAAUAAUAAAAUAAGUUUUUCAUAAUUAACUGCAAAUAUACUUAAUCAUAAAAGUUGACGUUUGUUUUAAAUAUUUAAGCAAUACAUAAUAAAUGCCGCUCCACGUUUACCUGCAAAUAUAGAUAAACUUAAUACUUCAUUAUGUUUAGAUUGUUAAAAUCUUUUGAACAAAAAUAAAAAAUAUAAAAUUGGAA